Molecule: messenger RNA, 1452 nt
Organism: Trypanosoma conorhini
Lineage: Eukaryota; Euglenozoa; Kinetoplastea; Trypanosomatida; Trypanosomatidae
Product: trans-sialidase
Exons: 1
Coding region: 1-1452 (483 amino acids)
Source: RefSeq, a predicted model, not a curated record
AUGGAUAAGGACGAUGAGUUGUUUGUGUACGUCGACGGAGACGAGAUAUACGACGGCGAAGACGAUGAUGAAGAGGAAGAUGGCGAUGGUGGCAUCGCUUCUGAGGUGGCCGAACUCUUCAAGCCGCACAGGAUCUCGCACAUUUACGUUGGCGGCGGCAGUGCGGCCGCGGGCACGAAGACCAGCCACCAUGUGACGGUCUCCAGCGUCCUGCUGUACAACGAAGCGCUCACUGGUGAAGAGAUCCGAAAGCUCGCAGAGAGCAAAGUGGCUCUUGGAGGACCAGCUGCCGGGAACGCAGGCGGCGAGCUGCAGGCGGCUCCUCCGGUGUCCACCUCUGAGGGUGGGGAGGCUGUUCCCGAAGUGAAGCCUGAGGACGCCCGCGGUGAGCAGCAAACGGAGGACGGCGGGGGCACGGAGGGUUUGCAGGAAAAAAAGGACGGUGCUGCUGGUGAGGCGCCGGUGCGUGAGGAACGUUCGCCGGCGGAGUUGGGGAGUGGCGCUGCAAAUGCCUCUCCUCAGCAGCCGGUAAAUGCACUGCCGCAUGCAACCGGGACCCCGAAAGUUGAGGGCGAAGGGUCGCAAAAAGCGGAAGCGGGAUCUGCUGGGGACCCGGCACCGCGGGAGGAAGACGCAGGAGUGCCGGACCCGGGAGCUGCGCCGCAGAGCAGCGGCGUGGAGGUCGCUUCAGAGCCCACUGGGGACUCCCUCCUCAGCUCCCCAGAGGAAAAACACCAACAAGAGGAAGAAAAGGAUCUGCGACCUCAGUUAUCGCCGGAAGCAGACAGAGAGGCAGGCGACGCGUCAACACCUUCUAACGUCACGCGCAACUCCGACGCAGAGGAAGCAGAAGAGGCGGAGGAUGUAAAAGAAAAGAAGGAGCUGGAGGAGGAAGCGACAGAAGUCAGUGGCGGUGCAUUGGCGUCCCCACCGACGGCAGCGCCGGCUGCGGCUGGUGCUCCUCGCCCAGGCGCAACUGAGCAGGCCGUCGGUGCGGAAACUUCCGAGCGGCAACGAGGGCCCUUGCCUCCCGCAGACGGUGCAGGCACGACGGUCCCGGCGGGUGACGGCCAGGCGCGGCAGGGCGCUCCGUCGCACGCGCCAGAGGCCGUUGGCGGCGUGCCGUCUGCUUCCGCCGCGCCCACCGACGAGACGCCAAACGCUGCCGCCAAUGAAAAUGGCGCAGGCCCCCAAACUGCGGCGGACGCGGACGGCGGCCACGAGGCACCCAGCAACGCCGCCACGACCCCCACGGCUCAGGCGCCUGGGCAGCCAGGCACCACGCCAACACGCGACGCUGCACCGCACGUAAGCAACAGCUCUACCACUUUCAAGAACAUCACAGGGCCGUACCCGAUGAACACAGAGAGCGACGGCGCUGUGCGUGGGUGCGUGACUUGGCUAUUGCUGCUGACUCUUCUGGCGCUUUGUGGCGUCGCGGCAGGCUUCUGA